Stegodyphus dumicola is the source of this 771-nucleotide messenger RNA. Its product is annotated as putative G protein-coupled receptor 173. Gene Ontology annotation, cellular component: plasma membrane. The record is from RefSeq and is a predicted model, not a curated record. NCBI's taxonomy places the organism in Eukaryota, Metazoa, Arthropoda, Arachnida, Araneae, Eresidae. Gene Ontology annotation, molecular function: G protein-coupled receptor activity. Gene Ontology annotation, biological process: G protein-coupled receptor signaling pathway.
AUGGCUGUGGAUCGGUACAUCGAUAAUAAACACCGUGCGUUAUAUCGCCGUAAGUGUCGCGGCUCCGUAGGAACUGCGUUACUUCUUAUCGUGUGGGGUAUGGCUUUCAUUUUCGCUUUUCCUACAGUGUACAGUGUACAUCCAAGACAAUAUCGACUAGAAGCUCAGUGUACGUAUCCACAUCAUUAUUUCUCCAAAGGUGCGGAUACGCUAGGCUUAAUGGUAAGCUUAGCAACAGCUUUCGUUUUUACUAAUGUUAUUUAUGUGAAACUAUUUCUAUUCUUACGACUCCGAAGACGAAUGAGACCUAUAGUUUAUGAGCCAGCUGUCAGUGAAAACUGGGGCUUUUAUGAUCCUCGAGGCGGUAUCUCAGUUAGGAAUAGGUGGCUAGCGAAUUCACUGUCAGAUACACCUAUCGCUGUUGUAAGUCGAAGUGUUUUUCAAAGUCAUACUUUACCUACUAAUUACGAAUUAGCAUUAUGGAGAAGCAAAAAACAGAAGGAAAAUGAAAAACUGACAAAAUUAUGCCUCGCCAUUCACAUCAUUUUCUCCGUUAUGUGGCUACCUUACACAAUUGUGUGUUUUUGUUUCGCUUUAAUAUAUGAGAGGCCAAGAGUUGUUAUUCCAGAGUGGGUUGAACUCAGCGCAACGUGGCUCACUUAUUUGCAAGUAACAAUCACUCCAUUAGCAUUCUUCUCUUUGUCAGGUUUGACAAAGAAAAAUAUUGGAACGAGGAGAUUUUCGAGUGCACUUAGCAGUUCAACAACAUGA